CUAUGAUACAGAGAAUGUGCUAACCUAUAUGUAGAGAGGUAGGGGAGGCGAUAUGUAAAACUAAAAAAAGACCAAUCAUUUAUGUAUCGUCUUCUUUUCCUUCUGAGACUGCGCUCUGACUAGGUUCUGUUGUUUUCGGAUGUCCUGGUUCUCUUCCUUGUUGCUCUUACUGUGAUGGUUCCGGUUGUGAUUGUGAUUGUUGUCAAAUAUAAAAUUGUUUACAUAUAUUAUAUAUGGACGUGCGGUUUUUACUCAGAUUUUCCCUUUUGGCGCUUUCGCUUCUUCGCUUGUUUUCCGAAUUUUGUGGUAACAUCAGCAAGAAGUUCGUUCAUAAUGGUACCUAUCUAUUCUUGCCUUGAUCUUGCGUUUGUCGUUUCUUUGGGUUGGUUUUUUUGAUCAUGUGUUCUUCGCGGUAACCCACUUGUUCAGGAGGUCGUUGUUGCGGUCAAUCCAUCCGUAGAAUAUUUUUAAUGCUAUCGAGUUCGGCUUGCAGAAGAAUUUUCAAGUUUUUUGAUAACUUCUCGUUGAUAAUAACUUGUUAAUCGCGUUGAAUCGCUUACGGUAAACAUAUUGGAUAUGAUAAAAA
Halteromyces radiatus is the source of this 586-nucleotide messenger RNA. RefSeq lists its product as uncharacterized. The transcript has a single exon. The coding region runs from base 175 to 396 and encodes 73 amino acids. NCBI's taxonomy places the organism in Eukaryota, Fungi, Mucoromycota, Mucoromycetes, Mucorales, Cunninghamellaceae. The record is from RefSeq and is a predicted model, not a curated record.